This is a messenger RNA of Aspergillus tanneri, 2487 nucleotides long. RefSeq names its product DUF2293 domain-containing protein. The record is from RefSeq and is a predicted model, not a curated record. The transcript has 6 exons. Lineage: Eukaryota; Fungi; Ascomycota; Eurotiomycetes; Eurotiales; Aspergillaceae. The coding region runs from base 1 to 2487 and encodes 828 amino acids.
AUGGCCCGAGUGACUCGCAGGCUAGCCUCGGUCCUUGCCAGGCGCGCUCCGAGUAGAACUGCUCGGAGAAAUGCUCGAAGGCAUAAGGUGAUCAUGGAGUCCGUUACACAGGCGAAGAAGAAGCUUCGGAGUGUUAUAUCGUUCGAAGCGAAAGCACCACCUGGUUACACGUUCAUCCCGGCCGGAAAUCCCCAGCUUACGACUGCUUGCAAAGAGCUAUGCCGGAAAGAUGGUCUCAAAGUUUUUGCCGUCACGAUAAUCAAAACGGCAUUUCAGAAGGGUCAACGGAAAGUUGGCACAGCAGUCGAACUGCCUUUAGCCCGCCGAGCGCAAUUGGCCGUCGUGGCACAUAUCCGGCAUAUUUAUACCGAUUAUGAUCGUCUUCUGAAGACAACUUCAUUUCAUGAGGCCAGAAGUACUGUCGAAGAGCCUACUUUAGCCAAAUUAGUGGAAUGGCGAGGAGACGAUGAAAACGGAAAAACAGUCCUCGAGGACGUGUUUCGGGAAGUAAUUGUCAUCUCUGAUGAUGACGACAGCGAUGUGGAAGGAGACGCACCCGAGUCUGUAGAUCGAGACUACAGUGUGGAGAUCGUUUCUAGCAAGCCGUGUGUCGAGGAACUGCAGACAAAGCCGGUGAAUUACGCCAAUCCUAGUGUUCGGGGCUCCCAAAUAGAUAUAUCAGAGGAUGAGGCGCCACCGGGAUUCCGUUACGUUCGGGAAGUCCCCAGAAAGAGGAGAGUUGAUCGUCGCGGCUUCAGUAGAUAUCAGGCCUGGGACCGUGCCAUCAACCGAUAUAGGAAUAUGGCACAUGAAGCCGGCGGAACUAACUCUAGUAGAUUACAUGAUGGUGCAGCUGACAAUUCAAGAUCUCUUUACUCUGUACGGCAGCCCUUGGAGCCGGCUCCCUACCGAGCCCUUGGCCCUCGUAAUGGACAAGGCGCGAAGCCUACCACACCUAACCCGGCAUCUGGGAACGAUGGGAUGAAUAGAUCGAUGCUCGGCCCUUCCAUAGAACGUCGUCCAUAUGAGCUAUAUUCCAUGGUUGAGAGGCCUCACCAAGGUCUGAUGGCUUCUUUGUCUGACAGGGUACCGUUGGAACGAGGACCAGCACUCCAACAGGAAAAGUAUCCAUUUCAGCAAGCUAACUCGCCAAAUGCCCCUGUGUUUGUUGGUGGCCCUAGAGAAGUCCAUGAGGAGCCCAGGAGUCGUUUUAGGUCCUAUAAAGUAUCAGGCCCUUACCCAAGCAGAACGGUUGCGAGCCCCCAGGAGCGCGUAUUACCCUCUAUUGAGGCUCCACCUGCAGAUAUCAGACGCCCGGAUAGUGGACCUUUGGAUCAUUUGGCCCAGAGGUUAUCUGGGGGGUUUUCGAUUCGUUCAUUGACGCCGCAUCGUCCACCCCACAAGGACAUCCCGUUGCAAAUUAUUGAGGACAGGGUGCAAGAACAAGCCCCCAAGAGAAGGCGGGUGGCCUACUACGAGCCUACAAAACCCUACAGUUCCCACCCGGGCAUAACCUCAUCUACAGUGGCAGAACCCCAUACAGGAGAGCAGUAUAUUCGCCCUGCGUAUUUUCCAGCCAAACAAAUUCCCCCCCAGGAUGAACCCCACUUGAGUAGGAGAUAUGCUGCCCCAGUUAAUCCCCUCAGUGCUGCACAAUCACGACCAGAGGACUUACAGGAUACUUUCCUGGACACCAUCCAGGCUAAUACGGACUCGGGAAUCAUUAUGCACCACAGGCGCCUAGAAGACCUUGAACGUCAACCGGUCCCACAUGGCCGCCUGGCUCCAGUUCACGAAAUCCCAGGACAGUCUUACGAUUUGCCAGCAACCGGAUUUGCUGUCCUUGCAGAGAAAGGCCACAAGAGGAUGAGCCACAUGCGACCAUCUGACCAAGGAGACCAGCGCAUCUAUAGCACAGGCCAUCCAUACAAUGCUGAGGGUGUGAAACCUUCUCAGUUGCCAAGGUCACAUGAACCUAGUCUUCGGAUAGGAACUUACGACCGUAUCUCUGCGUCACAUGAACUCCCCCAAAGAAGACACUAUGCCGAUGACUUUGUUCGUGCUAUUGAUUUGCGUGAGCCUAUCCAACUAGACAGUCCUUUGCAACGCCGUCUUCAAACCAACAACUCGCCAGAAUCCCAGUCUAAUAUUAUCCAGUCUGACGAUAAUCCGUACAGGCCUAAUCCACCAGGUAGUAUAGCCGUGAGACCAAGUGGUCGAACCAAUCCGGAUUCUCCAAUCAGACCGGGUACCCAUAUUUAUGCUGUGGUGGAUGAUAGGGUUCCAAAACAUCACAACAGCAGGCUACUUCAGUCUCAAUCUGCGGCCCCUCGUUAUGAAAGAGCAUACGAGGGCCCUCUGGAUUACUGGCAAACCUACGAACAAUUUGUGCCAGAGGAACAAUCUCGUCCCACCUAUGUGGGGAGAGUUGAGCCGCCUCAGCCUCAGUAUCCGGUACCUGGACGCAGGGCUGUUAUUGUGGAUUAA